Molecule: messenger RNA, 450 nt
Organism: Pseudocercospora fijiensis CIRAD86
Lineage: Eukaryota; Fungi; Ascomycota; Dothideomycetes; Mycosphaerellales; Mycosphaerellaceae
Exons: 5
Coding region: 1-450 (149 amino acids)
Source: RefSeq, a predicted model, not a curated record
AUGCCCGCUCCGCUGCCCAGGAUAGGGUGCCCUUCGACGUUGCUCAUUAUUCAUCGUCUUGUCAGCUUGAGAGCAAUCGAGAACCUCACAUGGCCGAACUCUAUCUUCGGUCUGAACGCGAGAGACCGAUCUGCUUUCCCUUUCUCGUCUACAUCAGCACGCCAUGUGUCUCCCAAGGACAAGCACGUGAAGACCGGGAGACCUGCGUGCUUGCGUGCGGCGUGCCUGCUCGCCGAUUGCAAGGUCAGGGCUCGGUCAGGCCAGAGGGUCGCGUGCUACAGGGUAACACCAAAACUAUGCCACGACGAGAGCGCUGAGGCAUCCUCACAGCUUCGCUUCGACGGCAAGAUGCCUUCUCAGGCAGACAUGAAGGAAGCUUUUGCCAAAGCACAAGCUUUCCCCGCCCCGGAGGCGUCAGAGGAUGCAUGGUGGGGACAUCUUGAAUUCUGA